CAAGGCGAAAGACGGUGGCGGCUCCAUUCACGUGCGGGUGCAGGUCCUGCAGGUUAGCGGCCGACUUGUCAUCUCAAAUACCACAGCCACAUCGGGUGGUGCCAUUCAGUCUCCUUGGCUGGUGCAGAAGGGUGGAAGCAUCUCUGUCUCCAACAGUGCGGCAAAGCAAAUGAGAAUGAACCACCUGGUUCAAGCCCAUGCAGGAGCAUUUGCUUUGGCGGGUGGAAUGGCACAAGCAGAGCCUGGUGAGAUUGUCAUCAGACAUUCUUCUUCUGAAGGGGAUGGAGGUGCGGUGACGGCGCACAUGAUCUUGAGCCAUGGCAAGUUGAGCGUCUCUGAUUCCCUGGCAGCCCGAGAAGGUGGCGGUAUCAAAGUUAUAUCUUUCCUUCAAGAUGCUUAUGUGAUGGCCCAGACCAAAACAAGGCUGUUGAGAGACGUUGCGGGCCUGCAGAAUUUAGCAGUUCGAAAGUUCGGAGUACCGUUGAAGAAGAGCAUUGCAAGAGUCUCGAUGCUUCUUGGCAACACCACCUUCGAGAACUGCAGAGCACAGAUUGGCGGCGCAAUCAGUUCCGGAGGGACACUGAAGCUCGGACAGGUCAUGUUUUCAAAUUGCUCUGCAUCCAGCAUUCAAGGAGGAGCUGCUCUGAUUGCAAAGAGUGCGCACUUCAUGCAUUCGUUUGAAGCCAGAAAUUGCUCAACACCGAAAGGUUCAGUGUUGACUGCCAGUCGAGAGUUGUGGAUGAAGAACGCCACAUUCCAAAACUGUUCAUCACCCCAAGUGGCGGCUGCGCACAUCGUGACCCAGCGAGUUGUUGUUGAAGGCAGCGAGGCAGCUCUUCUAGGAGUGGCGAGGCAUGUUGAAGCGUUGGAGUGCGACAAUGGUUUCGAAGGAUAUGUGGAUGAGUAUGGCACGAACUGUCGUCGAUGUGCGAAUGGUUAUUUUCAGCUGCAAGGAGGACCAAAAAUUGUCAAUGGUACCAUUGAUGGCCAUCUUUGCGUGAAGGUACCGCAGCAAACCAGGGAGGCGACCGCAGAGAAGGUUCGCCUCAGGCGCGGCUACAUGGUGCAAGACUCCAACAUUUCGCUCAGCUUGCAUUGUCCCAACGAGAUGGCAUGUCCUGGUGGACGGAUCACGAGAAGUGGCUUCGGCACGAUGUGUGAGAUAGGCUAUCAAGGCCCUGGCUGUGUGAAUUGUGCUCAGACCCACGGACGUGGCUCUGGUGACCCUUUUACCUGCUCCAGAUGUGCGACGUCGACAGUUCGGAAAGUCGCGGAGUGGACGAUUUACAUCCUUGAGCAGACGCUGGUCUUUGCAAUCUCAGCAUCAGGUGUGAUUUUUGCGGGAGAGGAGAGCUAUGAAAGCACCAUCUACUCCAAUCAGCUGAUGUCCUACGUCAUGGUCUCUCUGCCCGUCCUGAGGCAGCUCCAGAACUCCAAGAGUUUCAAGACCUUGGCGUCCUAUGUGCAGGAGGUCAUUGAGGGUAUCUCCAUUCCUGUGGAUGUUGCCAAUGGCAUCGGUAGUGAGGGGCAGUCUGCAGAAUGUUUGCUUGAUUAUGUGGGGAUUUCCAAAACGCUCUAUGGUGGGGAUGCGAUCUUCCUGCUGCUGGCCCUGUCUUUGAUGUUUCUCUUGUCCGUGAUGGUAGAUCUCUGGUCUGCCAUUGUCGUGGCGGGAAAUUGCUAUCUUCCAAGACUUUGCUUUGCACUGGGCAGGCACUUGGCCUGCUAUCGCCUCCAUGCGGAAGCACACGGUGAACGGCUCCACUGUGGCUUUGAAAAGGAUGUUGGGAUGCCAAUGCCAGUGGCAAUCGUGCUCCUGGGGAUUACCUUCGUGGGAGGUGCUGGCUCUUGGCUUUGGCUCAUCCGUGGGGAAGAACACACGGCGAGUCCAGGAGUGGCGUACCUUACCCAGCCCUACAAGAAGAAGUGCCAGAGCUGGGAGGUGACGGUGCUGGUCAGGAAGGUCCUUCUGGCGGUGGUUUGUGCAGUCUAUCCCUCCUCGUUCAAUGCCGUCAUGCAGUUGCAGCUCAUUGGCACCAUCGUUUUGGUCUCACUGGUGAUUACUAUGCAGAAUUCUCCCUACGUCUCAGAGGAUCACAAUCGAACCGAAUCACGGUUGCUGAUCUUUGCCAUGCUGAUGGUCUUAUUCACAUUUUGCUUCCACGCAAACGAGCACAGCUGGACUCGAACGGAGGGGACGCAACGGAGCACGCUGGUCUUUAUCGUCUUGUUGGCCACAGGUCCUGCCGUGGUCAUGUCGGUGCGCAUUUUUGUGGCGCUGGUGAAAGAAUUCAAGGAACUUUACCAGGAAAAAAAUGUCUCCCAGAAGGCGGAAAGCGUGGAAACUGAUGGCGCCAUGGAAGGCGACAUUCAGGUGAUGAGCACCCUGAAAUCCGGAAGGGAGCCACCCAGUGAGCCCUUAAUGCUCUUCGGUGAGGAAUACUACUGUGAGGGGCUGGCGAAUGAUCCUGAGGUGGAAGAGUUCGCGGAAUUGGCCAGUGAAGGUCUGCCCAACUGCGUCGUGGCCACCCUGCUCCCAUGGAGCGUCGGACAUGCCCCGAAAGGAGUGCUGGCGCCGGAGCUGGAAUCCAGCGAUUUCCUUGUGCCUGAAGCCCACAUUGCCAAGGCUGUCUCGGGGGCGAACACUGUCCUCAUCCCUUGCACACUGGAGAUUGAAGAGGAGCAUGAACAAGCAAAAAGGAUCAUUCCCCAAUUUGCACGAUGUGACAACGUUGGACUCUCAGCCGUUUGUAUCAUCGGUGUCCUGCUGCUACCAAAGUUGACGCAGCUCAAUCGGGAAACCAAUCAGAUCGUGCUGCGGCGUCACAAUGAGCUGCUCGCCGCUGGCGUCGACGACGUCCUCUUUGAGCACGAAUGGGAUUUAGUGACCUUGAAGCGGGCGGUGAAUCUGAGCCGAGCCAUGUGGGAAAUGAACAUCCUGCGGACGCGACUGAUGCUGAAUGCUGAAAUCGACUACGACGUGGCCGAAGACGCUUCGCGAUGUCAGGAGGAGCAUUCUGAUCUGCUCUUUCAGCAAAUUCCGGACGCUUUGAUGCCGGAGUUUCGUUCAGUAGACCGUCACAUCAUUGAGACCGGCAAUUCGGUUGGAAACUUCCGGCUGAUCUCAAUGCUGUCAUGCAAGAAAGGAACAGUAUUGCAGGCUGUGGAUGAGGAUCAGCAAGCAGUUGCCAUUAAGGUCUUCAACAAAUCGCAGAUGGUUGACCCGGGGGUGCUCGAGUCCAUCUACCGUGAGUACCGCUUCAUGGGCGAAGUCGUCAGGCAUCCAAACAUCACCAAGUGCCUGGAAAUGCUGCACAGCAACUCCCGGCUCUUCCUGGUGAUGGAGUUUGCUGGGAGCCAGAACAUUGAGCACAUGCUGCGAGGUCGAACACAACAGCGAAUGAAUGAGUCCGAGGUGAACAAUUGUUUUGAACAGGUGGUGAGGGGAGUGGCCCAUCUCCACUCGAAGAACAUCGCACAUCGGAACAUUUGCCUCCAGCACCUCAUCCUCUCCACAUUGGCCGGGAGUGACAGGGAGCACGUGCGAAUUGUCGACUUCCAGAGUGCCAUGCUGGUGAAACCAAAUAUGACCUCCAGAACUGUCUGUGGUACCAUGCCCUAUAUGGCACCAGAGAUGGCAACUGGAGGCCCAUAUUGGCCACACAGUGCCGAUGCAUGGAGUUGCGGGGUGGCCCUCCUGGAGAUGGCAGGUGGUCUGGGUUCACUCCGAGCUGGGGUGAAGUUUGACCCCGAGGCAGCUGCAGAAUCUAUCGCCCCAACUUUGAUGCACUUCUUUGAAGAUCCUGUGAGCCACUCCGAAGCCCUGGCGGUGAUUGAUGGUGUCGACACCAUCACAGUCAUCGAGCAGCUUGAGCAGCUCUUAAUGCCGAGCUGGGCAGACAGGAUUGUGCUCAAGAAUUUGCUCCCGGAGAACCAGCCUGGAGCAGAGCAGGAACUGCUUCAACAUGAGCAGCAGCGGCUUCUGGAACAACAGCAACAGCAGCAGUUGCUUCAGAUGAUGCAAAUGGGCCAAGUGCCGCAGGGCCAAGCGCUGCCGGCACCGGGCCAGCUGGGCCAGAUGGGCCGGCCGAUACUUCAGCAGGCUCCACAGCCUCAGUGA
This is a messenger RNA of Cladocopium goreaui, 4117 nucleotides long. NCBI's taxonomy places the organism in Eukaryota, Dinophyceae, Suessiales, Symbiodiniaceae. The record is from the annotation of a GenBank genome assembly.